This is a messenger RNA of Mercenaria mercenaria, 1116 nucleotides long. RefSeq lists its product as uncharacterized. Lineage: Eukaryota; Metazoa; Mollusca; Bivalvia; Venerida; Veneridae. The transcript has a single exon. Bases 1 to 1116 code for a protein of 371 amino acids. Gene Ontology annotation, molecular function: protein dimerization activity. The record is from RefSeq and is a predicted model, not a curated record.
AUGUCGAAGCUUGUGAAAUUUUCGCCAAAACGGGAUAGUUUGUUUGAAAGACUGAAACAGGAGCUUGCUCCUGAAACACCGGGGUUCAGAACAUUGUGUCCGACGCGUUGGACUGUAAGGGCAAACAGCUUGCAAAGUGUUGUGGACAAUUAUGAAGUGCUGCAGGAUCUUUGGGAGGAAUCUUAUUCAUCAGUUAAGGAAACUGACAUGAGAGCUAGGAUUAAAGAUGUAGACGCGCAGAUGAAAUCUUUUGACUUUCUGUUUGGUGUUAUGCUAGGACAUUCAAUCAUGGCUCACACGGACAAUUUAAGUAAAGCACUGCAGCAUCAAGAUCUCUCAGCAUCAGAAGGCCAAGCUAUGGCUCAGUUGACACUUGAAACGUUGACAAAACUGAGAAGUGAUGAAAGUUUCAGUGAAUUCUAUGAGAAUGUGAAAGAAAAGGCAGAAACUCUCGAUGUGAAUGAACCAUCAGUGCCGAGAAAACGAAAAAUGCCGAAACGAUUUCAGUUCGGAGAUGCAGAGCAUUUCUUUCCACAAACAGAAAGCGACAUGUAUAGGCAGAAAUACUUUGAAGCAUUGGACUUAUUCAUAAACUGUGUGAAGAAUCGAUUUGAUCAGCCUGGAUAUAAAGUGUUUAGGAAUGUUGAGGAACUUCUUAUCAAAGCAGUGCAGUCAGAGUUUGGGAACUACAGUGAUGAAUUCAUGUUCGUGACACAGUUCUAUGAAAAAGACAUUAAUAAGGACUCUUUGAAAGUGCAGCUGGAAACUUUGAAAACAUAUUUUGCACAGCAAGACAGUGGCUCCAUAAAUCUGUCUGAUAUAUUUGAAUAUCUUCGCAAGUUGAAACCUCCCAUGCGAUCAAUCUAUUCAGAAGUUGUGACGCUCGUCAAAAUUUUAUUAGUAAUUCCAGCAACAAAUGCUACUAGUGAAAGGACAUUUUCUGCUCUGCGAAGAAUAAAAACAUAUCUUCGGAGCUCUAUGACACAGGCUAGACUCAACAGUCUCAUGACUAUGCAUGUGCAUAAGCAUAGAACAGACACUCUCGAUAUGACCUCUAUUGCAAAUGAGUUUACUACUAGGAAUGAAAAACGUAGAUGUGUUUUCGGUAAAUUUUAA